CGGACCACCACCACCACCCCACCGCGCGCGCGUGUGCUCGCCUCACUUCGCUUGGCCCGGCUGUCUCCACGCCACGCUGCCCACAAUCCCCUUUCCCCUCCAGUAGGUAGAGUGGCGAGAAGGAUGGUGGCCGUGUCCACGGCGACGAUGGCGAGCUCGCUGCUCCUCCGGCCGCGCGCGCUCCUGCCACCCCAUCCGAUUCCUAGCUCCAGCCGCCGGCCAUUGCCAGCUCCGCGUGUACAACUACAGGGGAGCAUCCAGGAGAAGCCGGGCCUUCCGGCGAAAAGCGACGGCGAGCGGAGGCGGCCGGCUGGGACGCGGCUCUACUCGCUGGCGCCCUACCCUCUGCUGCUGGCCGCGCUGCUGCCGGGAGCUGAGCCGGUGACGGCCGUGUUCGCGCCGUUCGUGGAGCUGGUGAAGACGUGGGAUCUCCCCGGCUGGCUCGUGCACUGGGGCCACCCGGGUAACAUGGCUGUGGUGCUCUUCGCAAUGGGUGGUUACGGGACAUACCUGGGCUUCAGGAUCAAACUAUCAGACGACCUUGAAGAGAAGGCCAAGGCUAAAGAUCUCCACCCGAAACUCCUCGCCGGGAUGUUCUUUUUCUUCGCCCUGGGCGCGACCGGUGGGAUCACAGCUCUUCUCACCUCAGACAAACCCAUCUUUGAAAGCCCUCAUGCCGUGACUGGAGUCAUCGGCCUUGCGCUCCUGACCAUUCAGUCUGUCCUGCCAAAACUGUUCGAGGGAAACCCAGGGCUUAGGACUACACAUGGUCUGCUCGGCAGUGGCAUCAUGACUCUGUUUCUAAUCCACGCGGCACUAGGCCUGCAGCUUGGGAUCAGUUUCUAACUUGUGGCUACAAUAUCUUGGGGUUUGCUUCUCUUUUUCUUUAACUCACUCUAAGUAUUAUCACACGAAGCAUCCCCUUAAAUGAAAAUAAUGUAAGAGAAAGCAAAAUUAUUUUCCUUGGCUUUGUUGGCA
Messenger RNA from Zea mays, 978 nucleotides. RefSeq lists its product as uncharacterized. The transcript is spliced from 6 exons. Bases 124 to 846 code for a protein of 240 amino acids. Gene Ontology annotation, cellular component: membrane. Lineage: Eukaryota; Viridiplantae; Streptophyta; Magnoliopsida; Poales; Poaceae. The record is from RefSeq and is marked validated.